ACAUUCUCCAUUUUUCCUUUACGUACAUAUUAAUUCAAUGCACUCCCUCUUUGGAAAUUCCUUCCACUAAAAUAAACAAAUAGGCAGCAGAAGACCAUCGCUUUAUAGAGUAUGAAAAUGGAAAUGCACGAAGUCUUUCACAUGAAUGGAGGCGAAGAUGAAGCCAGCUACUCCCGAAAUUCUUCUCAUCAAGUAAUUUAUUAAACCUCUACUUAUUCUCUACUAUCUUUACUUACUAGUAUUUCUUUUUUUUAGUAACAAAAAUAGUAUGUACAUGUACAGAAAUUUAAUUUAUACAUAGUUGUACGCAAAAUGAACAACUGGAGUAAUUAAUGUUACUUUCGCAGAGUUGUAAAGUGGAAUAUCAUUAUUCAUAUAAAUAUAUACAUGUGUGUUUGAUUAAGUAUAGAGGUUGAUUUUGAGGAAAGUGAAGCCCUUCCUUCGAAAAUACAUCGGAAAAUGUUGGUUACGAGAAAUGGUGGAAAUGGAUCUCCCAAAUGAUUGCAUCAAGGUAGCUGAUCUGGGAUGCUCUUCAGGGCCAAAUACAUUUGUGACCAUCCAACAUAUCGUACGGAGCAUCGACGAAGCUUGGUCCCAAAUUUCAGAUGAAGAACUGCCCAACAUUCAGUAUUUCCUGAAUGAUCUGGUGUCCAAUGAUUUUAACCUUGUUUUUAAAGGGCUGCCCAAGAUUUAUGAAAGGCUAGAGAAUCAAGAAAAUGGUCGGAAAUUCGGGUCAUGCCACAUUGCGGCUCUGCCGGGCAGUUUCUACGGCAAGUUGUUUCCGGAUCGCUCCAUGCACUUUGUUCACUCUUCUUACUGUCUCCACUGGUUAUCCCAGGUACCUGGAGGGUUGUCGACGGAAUCGGGGAAACCAAGGAAUAAGGGAAGUAUUUACUAUAACAAGACAAGUCCUCCUUAUGUGCAACAAGCAUAUUUAAACCAAUUUACUACAGACUUUAUGAUGUUUUUAAGAAUGCGUUCUCGGGAGAUGGUAAAACAUGGACAAGUAUUUUUAACAUUUAUAUGUAAAGAUAGCGAGGGAGUUGAAGGUUCCGACUACCUAUCUUUGUUGGGGAAUGCUUUAUCCGACAUGGUGGCUGAGGGACACAUAGAGGAGGAGAAGUUGGACACAUUCAAUAUGCCCAUCUACCACCCUACAAUUCAAGAAGCGAAGCAGAUCAUUGAAAAUGAAGGAUCUUUCAAAAUCAUGCGUUUUCAAACCUUCAAGACCUGUCUCGAUGCUAGUUUUGAAUCCAGAGCUUUCGAUGAUGAAGAUAAUCGAAUUGGUAGGGCUAGAUAUGUGGCCACAUACCUGAGGGCAGUUUGUGAACCCAUUUUAGCAAGUCAUUUUGGGGAGGCCGUCAUGACUAGUUUGUUCCAAAGACUAGCCAAGAAGUUGGUGAACAUCUUGGAAAUGAGGCAAGGCCUCCUUAACAAUCUCGUCAUUUCCCUUCGCAAAGAAUGA
Messenger RNA from Oldenlandia corymbosa var. corymbosa, 1465 nucleotides. The record is from the annotation of a GenBank genome assembly. Lineage: Eukaryota; Viridiplantae; Streptophyta; Magnoliopsida; Gentianales; Rubiaceae.